This is a messenger RNA of Tremella mesenterica DSM 1558, 1881 nucleotides long. RefSeq lists its product as uncharacterized. The record is from RefSeq and is a predicted model, not a curated record. The transcript is spliced from 12 exons. Bases 112 to 1785 code for a protein of 557 amino acids. Gene Ontology annotation, biological process: protein folding. Lineage: Eukaryota; Fungi; Basidiomycota; Tremellomycetes; Tremellales; Tremellaceae. Gene Ontology annotation, cellular component: endoplasmic reticulum membrane; endoplasmic reticulum. Gene Ontology annotation, molecular function: calcium ion binding.
AAGUCACUCACUUUUGAACGAUCCGUCACUUCCUUCUCUUCAUCGAUUUACCGCCUUGCCUUAGCUACUAUUCAGUUGUUGGACGCUUCAUAAGUUCUCUACCUCAUCAUAAUGCGCGCUCAGAACGUAGCUGCCGCCGCUGGAACGGGGGCUUUGUUGCUAGCUGCGACUGCCUACGCCGAGGCUGAAUUUCAGGCGUCCACCUUACAUCCACCCUUCAUCGAUCAGUUCAUAGACCCCAUUGUCGAAUCCAAAUGGACAGUCUCACGUGCCACCAAGCAGACACCUGUCGGCGACGAGACCUUCUCCUAUGUCGGGAUAUGGACAAUCGAGGAGGCUGAGGUCUACCCUGGGAUCAAGGGUGACAUGGGGCUUGUCAUGAAAUCCAAAGCAGCCCACCACGCUAUUUCAUCACUCUUUCCCGAACCGAUUGACCCCAAGGGUAAACCUCUCGUGGUGCAAUAUGAAGUGAAGAUGCAAAAAGGACUGGAUUGCGGGGGUGCCUACAUCAAACUGCUGACUGAAGGAGAAGAUGGUCAAGGUCUCCGAGCUGGUCAGGAUUACACAGACAAAACUCCUUUCACAAUCAUGUUUGGUCCGGACAAGUGUGGUUCUACCAACAAGGUUCACUUCAUCUUCCGUCACCGAAAUCCGAUCACGGGCGAGUGGGAGGAGAAACACCUGACAAAUCCACCUCAACCGAAGAUUGUCAAAACGUCCACUCUAUACACUCUGAUCACGAAACCCGAUCAGACUUUCGAAAUCCUUAUAAACGACGAAUCUGUACGAACUGGAUCUUUGUUGGAAGACUUUGAUCCCCCUGUCAACCCUCCUGCCGAGAUAGAUGACCCUGACGACUUCAAGCCUGAAAGCUGGGUUGACAUCUCAGAGAUCGAUGACGAGACUGCGACCAAGCCUGAUGAUUGGGACGAAGAUGCUCCCCUCAUGAUCACGGACACAGUCGCCGUCAAGCCCGAAGAUUGGCUGGAGGAUGAACCGGAGACUAUACCAGAUCCAGAAGCGGAAAAGCCCGAAGAAUGGGAUGACGAGGAAGAUGGCGAUUGGAUCCCUCCCAUGAUUCCCAACCCAAAAUGUGAGGAGGCUGCUGGCUGUGGUGCUUGGAGUCAGCCCAAGAUCAAAAAUCCUGCAUACAAAGGCAAAUGGACCGUACCAAAGAUUCCCAACCCCGCGUAUAAGGGUCCUUGGGCUCCACGUAAAGUUCUCAACCCGGCUUACUUCGAGGACAAGACUCCUGCGGACUUCACCAAGAUUGCAGGUAUCGGAAUCGAGCUUUGGACCAUGACCGAAGAUAUCAUGUUUGACAACAUCUACAUCAGUCAUGAUCCCGAAGAAGCCAAAGCAUUCGCCAAGGAGACCUUCCACGUUAAAAAGCCCAUCGAGAAGGAAGCAGAGGGUUCGGCCGAGGACGAGGAUGAGGAACCUUCCACCCUUCUGGACAAGAUCAGAUUGAAGAUUUAUGAGUUUAUCCACCUCUGUGGCUUUGAUGUCUUACAAGCUGUCAAACAAAUGCCCGAAGUGGCUGCCGGUCUUGCUGCCGCAUUGUUCACCGUCCUCGGUAUGCUCGCUGCUCUCUUUGGUUUGAUCGGGUCCAAACCUGUGGCGCAGAAAGUACCUUCUGUCAAAACUACAAAGAUCAAGCCUGUUGAAGCCGCUCCAGCGACUGUGGAUGGCGAGGAUGAGAAGGAAUCCGUCGCCGUUGCCGGAGAAGAGAAGGUAGAGGAGACCACAGUGAAGAAGAGGACGACCAGAUCGGCGAAAGAUUGAUCACGGCUGUGGGGACGUAUGAAGUGGAAGAGGACAUGAAGGAGGGUAGUUGUGGGUAGUCAAUUCGAAAAAAAAAAUGCAUCUGUCUCUAUUUCG